Messenger RNA from Triticum aestivum (bread wheat), 1267 nucleotides. RefSeq names its product heavy metal-associated isoprenylated plant protein 39. The transcript is spliced from 3 exons. The record is from RefSeq and is a predicted model, not a curated record. Lineage: Eukaryota; Viridiplantae; Streptophyta; Magnoliopsida; Poales; Poaceae. The coding region runs from base 218 to 667 and encodes 149 amino acids. Gene Ontology annotation, molecular function: metal ion binding.
CACUCCCUUGCCGCCCAGAUAUACUACGAGUAAGCAUCCACCAUUUGUCCGUCGCCACUAGCCACAGAAUCCAACGAAGAGAGAGACAGAGUACACUCCGCUCGCCGGCCGUUCCAUUUUCCUCCGCCCUCCCCGCCUUGUCCCGUUGCUGAGUUGCCGUCGGCUCGCCCGAAGCAGUUCGCCGCCGUUGAAGGACCAUCCCAGCUCGCUCGCCGCCAUGAAGAAGGUUGUGGUGAAGCUGGACGUGAACGACGACAGGCACAAGGCCAAGGCGCUCAAGGCCGUCUCCGGUCUCCACGGCAUCGACCAGCUGGGCGUGGACAUGAAGGAGCAGAAGAUGACCAUCGUGGGCACCGUCGACCCCGUCGCCGUCGUCGCCAAGCUGCGCAAGCUCUUCCCGGGCGCGCAGAUCUUCUCCGUUGGCCCGGCUAAGGAGGAGAAGAAGGACGACAAGAAGGACGGCGGCGGCGACAAGAAGGCCGGCGGAGACAAGAAGGACGGCGACAAGAAGGACGGCGGCGACAAGAAAGACGGAGACAAGAAGGACGGCGGCGACAAGAAGCCGGCCGUGCCGGUGUGCCCGCCCUACUGGUACCCGAUGCCGCCGCAGCCGCGCUACAUCGUCCACAGCGCCGAGGAGGACCCCAACUCGUGCGUCAUCUGCUGAACGACGCCGACGCGCCGCCGCCGCCCAUCCCCUGUACAUUUCGUCGCUGUGUACCCUACCUGUCUUCCUCUGCCGCCGCCGCCGCUGCCGGUGGUUGGUGGUUGCUGUACUCAUCAGCCUACCAGCCGCAGCGAUCGACGGCGUGCGUUGCAUUUACGUAUGCCACCGCGUAAUUACCAGUUGCGUUGCAUCGAUAGGUGCUGAUCGGCUUGUUUUUGGCAAGAUGUCGACUGCCGGGAUGCAGUGUACAUGCAUCUGCUGAUCAGCUUGUAGAGUGCGUACACGAGACUGAGAAGAACUAUAAAGAGAAAGAACUUUUCAUAGUAUGAAUUUCAGAAAACGCUGCCCAAGUGGUCUGAGAAGUACUUAUGUUUGUUCUCCCGAUGGCAAAAAAAGAGUGUAAAUCAGCACUAAAACCAUCGCGAUUCGCGUCAUAGGAGUGUAAUUAAAUUCAGCUCAGCUGAAUCAUGCGAAAUCGCACUAUGAUUGGCAUGGUUGUGUGAUGACUGUUGUGGCUGAGAUUCUCCCUGUUGUUACGGCUCGUUGAUAUUGAUAUUAAUUGUGUAGGCCUAAUAUUGUGCCUUCUUGUAACUUCGAAAA